Molecule: messenger RNA, 2210 nt
Organism: Papilio polytes (common Mormon)
Lineage: Eukaryota; Metazoa; Arthropoda; Insecta; Lepidoptera; Papilionidae
Gene: ss
Product: aryl hydrocarbon receptor
Exons: 10
Coding region: 1-2082 (693 amino acids)
Biological process (GO): regulation of transcription by RNA polymerase II
Cellular component (GO): aryl hydrocarbon receptor complex; nucleus
Molecular function (GO): transcription cis-regulatory region binding; protein dimerization activity; nuclear receptor activity
Source: RefSeq, a predicted model, not a curated record
AUGAGAUUUGGCAUAAAUAUUGACCACAGCCUGGAAGAAGAAGAGAGUAGUAGAGAAGUCCCGCAUGGGGUAUUCUUGAGUAUCGUGCCGGGAGAAGCGCGGCCGUCGCCCCUGGCGCCGCCAGCCGUCAAGAUAGCCACAGAGUCGAAGCUGGCAGUGUGCGGCGGCUGGGGGCAGGCUGGCUACGCACUCGAGGGCUGCGUGGACCCCGGUCUGCUCCGGCCUCCGCAGCCGCACUCGAACCAACUCGGCACCGUGUACGCGACGAAGAGGAGAAGGAGGAAUGGAAAGAGUAUCAAGCCCCCAUCAAAAGACGGCGUCACGAAGAGCAACCCUAGCAAGCGGCACCGCGAGCGGCUCAACGCAGAACUGGACACCCUCGCAUCGCUCCUGCCCUUCGAACAGAACAUCCUCAGCAAGUUGGACCGUCUAUCCAUCUUGCGACUCUCUGUCAGCUAUUUACGCACCAAGAGUUACUUCCAAGUGGUCAUGCACAAGGAGAAGGAGGAGAUGCUCGCUCAUCGCCGGGAUCACGCGCAUUAUGACCACGCUAUGCCGGACGGCGAGAUGUUCUUACAGGCUCUCAAUGGUUUUCUGAUGAUCCUAACAUGCGAGGGGGAGGUAUUCUUCGCGACGCACAGCAUUGAAAGCUACCUCGGUUUUCACCAGUCAGACAUAGUCCACCAGUCGGUGUACGAGCUGGUGCAUUCAGAAGACAGGGAGGAGUUGCAACGGCAAUUAUUAUGGAACUCCUUCUUAUCACCGGAAUCUAGCAAUCUAACCCUUCAAGAUGUUCUCAGACCAGAAAGAACUCAUCUUCUAGAAAGAAGUUUCACCGUCCGAUUUAGAUGUUUACUAGACAACACUUCUGGAUUCCUGAGGCUCGAUAUUCGAGGUCGUAUUAAAGUUCUCCAUGGUCAAAACAAGAAGACCGAAGAGCCUCCACUAGCGCUGUUCGCAAUCUGCGCUCCGUUCGGUCCGCCGAGUCUGCUAGAAAUACCGCAGAAAGAAGUUAUGUUCAAGAGCAAACACAAACUCGAUCUAUGUCUAGUCUCUAUGGACCAAAGGGGCAAGAUGUUGCUGGGAUACACGGACGCCGAGCUGGCCAACAUGGGCGGCUACGACCUCGUACACUACGACGACCUGGCGUACGUGGCGAGCGCACAUCAGGAGUUGUUAAAGACUGGUGCGUCGGGGAUGAUCGCGUACCGUUUCCAGACCAAAGACGGCCAGUGGCAGUGGCUGCAGACGUCUUCCAGACUCGUCUACAAGAACUCUAAACCAGACUUCGUUAUUAGCACUCAUCGACCACUCAUGGAGGAAGAAGGAAGAGACCUUCUAGGAAAAAGAACCAUGGAUUUUAAAGUGAGCUACCUCGAUACAGGUCUCACGAGUCUAUAUUUCUCCGAAACCGAACAGCUGUCGGGAUGUGAGUCCACAGUGACCACUCCGCCGCGAGCCGCGAGACGAUACAAGACUCAGCUCCGCGACUUCCUCUCGACUUGCAGGAACAAGCGCAGAGUUCCUUCUACUCCCGCUCCUCCUCCGGUUGACUACCUCGCCGCUGACGUCGCCGCAGCGUAUACUAACCUCAACGGAGCAUACACCGGCCCUUACGGGGAAUACCCUCCCGCACCCGCAUUGCAUUACGCGCCUCCUCCAUUAGAUGAUAGAUUUUUAGCAGCAGACAACCUCUUUCAUCAAUAUAAACCUCUCCCCUACCACUAUACUCCUUACGCGCCCAAUGGCUUCCUAGAACCGGCGCCGCCCGGGUACGAGGUGCCGCCGUACCACAGGCCACCUUCGAGAGAAUACACAUAUGUGGACAGUACCGGUCGGUAUAUGAGUCCGGUGACUGGUCAGGAGAGGAGGUCUCCCAGCGUGGUGGCGGGGCCCAGCCCGGGCGGGUCCAGCGGGUCAACGGAGCAGGAGAGGCUGCAGCCGCAGCCGGCGGAGAUGCCGCGCCAGACGGUGCUGAUGUGGGGCGCGGGCGGCACAGCGCAGGAGGUCCCCGUGGAGUACUCCCCGCCGCAGGUUUGGCGCUACCAGUCACAUUAUCACACCGCUGAAGCGACUCAAUGAGUAGAUAUUAUUAUUUAUGCAAUUUAGUAUCGAUUGAUAGACCUACAUUUUCUUGUUUCUAUUUCAAUAACGGAUCCUAGAGAUGGACGGGGAAGAAAAAUAGUUACCAUGGUCUUGACGAGCAAUAA